UCGGGCUCCGUAUGGUCGUUUGAGGUAAACUGGUGCGUUCCAGCAGUGUGGCGACUUGCCCCACAGUUUGAGAACGAUAAUAUUGAUUAAAAACGAACGAAAAUACACGAUUUUUUAACUGAACUGUAUGAAAAACUCGAACUCGACUAAUUUUUAUGUGUUUUUAGUGAGAAAAUUGAGUCGUUUCAGUGAUCAGUGUUGAGUGUACAGAUAUAAUAGUGAGUGCCACACGGAGUCCCGUUGGCCGGUCUUUUAUCAAGUAAAUAGUACCUACAUACCUGCUUCUUUAUAGUCGACGUUUCGACGUGGAUUGCACCAGCUCAUGGUCACGACAGGACUGAAGUGAACCCAAAACACUCAGGUCUGAGCUCAAAAAAAUACUGGGCAGCGCUGUGAACUGAUUUGCUUCAGGCUAUUAUGAGGCAACAAUACUGAUCCAUGAUGUGCAAAUUAAAGAAGACGUAUCACUUCCUGAUUGUACUUGGAUGACACAGGUGGUUGGGAGCUCACAAUGUCGCAGUCAGCGCUCGGCCUCGGCGGGGAGCGCCGGUACUCCGUGCCUUCAAACCCGCUGAUGCACGAUCCUCGCGGCAUGCACUCUGAGGACCUACACGCAUGGUCUAUAUACAGGCAAAACCUAAAUUCGGACUUCACGGACAGCGCCCUCGGGAGCACCGACAAGAGCCCGCUACCGUAUGGCAACUUUCAGCUUCGGGAUACCACCGUGCAGUCUAUACUGUCGCACCCUCGAUAUGGACCCAAAUCCGCCCUUGGUUCGAAUAUGUACACCUACCUGAAGUUUGGUCUGCCGCGAGUGUUCCCACCGAACCAUAACGGCUCGCAGAGAUCCGGUACGCCCAAACCGAAAACGUCCAUCGGUAGUGGAAUGAAACCAACGCCAAGGAUACACAGACAAAGUCGAGGCGUUCGCGAGACAUCAUCGGGCUACGACAGUUCGGACAACGAGACCACCACCAACUACAAGUACAGCCGGAAAUAUAGAUCCGACCCGGACUUCCGGAUGCAGAAUUUACACCCCUCUUACCAGCCGGGAACUGGAGUACCUCUAGUAGCGAUGCAGCAGGCCGGUAUACGGGAACAGCACUGGAUGAGCAGUCGAAACAAGUCUGUGAGCGAGGCGAAUUUACUCGGCAUCGACGCGAGACCCCAGCGUGCGCAGUACACCAACAGGCGGAACAGUGUCGCAGAGUUCGCGCUAGACGCUGACCACCAUAGCUAUUUGAUGCCAUCAUCACACCUGGGCGGGCGCAUGUCGAAGGCAGGAAGUCAUAUGUCGGUGGCGCAGUCUCGGAAGCACUCCACUCUCCGACCUGGGGAUUACUUGGAUGGAUACACGCAUUCUGCUUAUAUAUAUCCAAAUUAUUAUGUAAACAGUUUAGAAAUCACGUCACCGGAAAAUAAAUCGACGCUUCUAGUUUCGGGGCUUAGUUUCGAAGUGAAGUCUGGCGAGAUCCUGGCUGUGCUUGCUACGUCCCAACACGAAGCCACGGGUCUUUUGGAUGUGUUAGCUGGCGUUAGGAAGAAAUUAUCAGGCGACAUAGUGCUGAAUGGGCAGCCGGUUGCCUCGUCGACCCUUCGUAAAGUUGCGGCGUACGUUCGCAAGGAUACGUCGCUGUGUCCCUCGAUGACGGUCGAGCACACACUGCGGUUUCACGCUGCGUUGCGGAGGCCUAGGAAUAACCAUAAUCAAGUCAAAAUGUCUGAUAGAGAUAGAAUAAAUCUUCUAAUAGAAGAAUUAGGUCUCGAGCAAGUGCGGGAUACAAACGUAGCUCGUCUCACUCGCUCAGAAAUACGUCGGUUGAAUGUCGCCUGUCAGCUACUAUUAGAUAUGGCAAUACUUAUCCUGGAUCAGCCGACGAAGGAAAUGGACAUUUUUGAUACGUUCUUUUUAGUGGAAUAUUUAAAAAACUGGGCUAGUACAGGACGGGUGGUCAUAAUGUCUUUGCAUCCUCCUACUUAUGAAAUUUUCGCGAUGUUAACAAAGGUGGUACUAAUAUCCGCCGGUAGAACUAUGUUUAGUGGAUAUAGAAGAGACAUGUUGCCAUAUUUCACGUCCAUCGAUUACCCCUGUCCCGCUUUUAAAAACCCAUCCGAUUAUUAUUUGGAUCUGGUGACACUAGAUGACCUGUCGGCGGCGGCCAUGCUAGAAUCGUCUGGCCGCAUCGAGGCGCUUGCGGGCGUGUUCGCGAGUGCGCAGGCGCCGCCCGACCCGCCUCCACCGGUACCGCUACCCGCGCCUGCAGCACCACCGCACGCACUGAUGCAAGCAUUUGCCUUACUGGAAAAGAGUCUGGUGUUUACCCAGAUGUCCACGUUGUCCAACGUGGUGACUCGUGUGCUCAUCGCUGCCAUCAUGUCUCUGGUUACCGGAACUAUUUUCUGGGAUUUGCCAGCCACAGAUUCAAAGUUAACGCAAAACGACAGAGUGGGUUACCAUUACGCAGUGAUGUGUCUGACUGUAUGGCCAAUACUGUUGUGGCUGAGCGCGAGGGAGGCCAGUUCAAUGAGGCACCACGUCGAAAGGGACAUCGCAGUCGGCCUGUACUCGAGAACUAUAUUCAUAUUGUUUGAUCAAUUCCUCGAGCUGUGGUCGGCUGUUCUCACAUGGCUGGCAUUUAUCGUUCCCAGCUACGCAAUGACCGGAUUGUACGCGCAAACUCCGGGAUCUUUCGAUGGAUUCUAUAUACAUAUAGGAUUCAUGUUGCUUUAUUUAAUAAGCAUACAAAUGCUAUGCCGCGCGGCAAUAUUCCUUGUGCCAAUGGAGAAGACAGCCGCAGCGAUAGCGGGCUUCUGUCUCCUGCUUAGUACGCUAGUGAAUGGCGUGAUGCUGCAUCAGGCUGACCUGCCGCAGUAUGUGCGGUGGUUGGAGUACGUGUCACCAUCCAGGUGGACGAUGCCCGAAGUAUUGCAGAGAGAACUCAGCGAGAUGGCGUUGAGGAGCAGUAUUAGUAAAGAUAUUAGGUGUACUAAUAAACAGCGACCGUACCAGGACAUCAUAGUGCAGUCGCCGUGUCCACCGCCAAAUGGCACGCAAGUGUUAUCCAACUACGAGUACCUGCGCACCGACAACAUAUGGGAGACGAACGAGGAGAGUUUCCUCGUCGCCCUGGCUGUCUUCUACGCGGUCUUCGCUCUAGUCGCCAUGUUUGCUUUCAUAUUCGACUGUACCAAGUACGUUAAGACGAAGGAACGCAAAUCCGUGAAGGGGCAUAAAAUCAAUGCAAAUACACCAUGAUCAUAUAUUAAGAUAUGAAAUAGAGUACAAUAUACCAGGAUAUUAGGCUCAUAGCAAGCCUGAGUACUCAUCGAUGCUCUUCUGAAUUGUCUUUGGUCACAACCUUUAUGCUGAUUUAGCAUAUAUUGUAAAGCUAUGUCUACAACGACUAAAUAUAACAGGAUACACCCUUAUAGCCUCCUGAUUAACUUGAGGUUUGUGAGAACUUGUGGACCUGGAUUAAUAAAAAAAAAGUUGCAAAUUACAUAAUGUAAUCAGAAUUUCUGCCCGACCAAGUGAACGUACCAAGUAAUGGUACAGGAUGGAACUAUGAAAGCAUUUGUUUCCUAUCAAAUCAAUUGAUUGGUUAGAUACCAAAUUUAUAUAUAUUUUUUUAUAUAAAAUAUUGGAAACGUACUUUUUACUGAAUAAUGUUGGAUUUUUUUUUCUGUGGAUAUGAAAAUGAAAAUUACAAAAUUGUCAUUAUAAUAUUUGCUCAAUUCUGAGUGGAAUACAUCGUCACAGUCCUAGAAUACUGACGGAUCUGACAAAUAUUAUAUAUACAGAUCCGUCAGUAUUCUACGACUAUGACGACAUAUUUAGCUAAAUUACAUUUAGUGCUUAAUUUUGCUAGAUGUUUAUGUAUAAAAUUAAUAGGGAACAUUAGUAGAUAGCUCAUGUAUUUAGCAGUGAGUUUACAAGGCUGACUAACGUCUUCCGUCCUUAUUUAGUUAAUGAUGUUUAAUAAGUUAAUGUAUUAUAUAGUAUUAUAAAAAAUGUGCAUGUUUUGUAUGAGCGGAUGUAGGUAGAUCAAUGUGAUUAAAAAUAACUAUAUAGAAUAUUAUAGGUAUGUUUGUUAUAGUAUCAGGUUAUCAUUUCCUAUAUAUCUAUUUUAUUAUUAUUGUAAUUUUUCUACUGAAUUUGGAAUUUUAUCAGUUCCGUUGAAAUUUAACAAAUUUAUAAAUUUAACAAUUUUAGUUUUUUAGCUAAUUGCGGAAAAAAUUGCGAAAUUUAAUUUGUUUCGUACAUAAUAAUAAUCCGACUUUGUUUCGUUUAUUAUUUGUCUUAUUGUUAGAAGGACCAACAAGCUGACGAUCUAAUGUCUAUUACUACGAAUACUUUUAAAUCAAAAGAUAUUGGCAGUGCAGUUUAUUUUACAAAUACCUAAUACAUUUUUUGUCAAGCUUCAUAUUGUGUUACGUAGAGAAUACGUCAAAAAGAAAGUGCUUGCAUAGCAUCAAAUUGGUUUGUUAAAUUUUAGCGGAGCGAACAGAAGAUUUAUACAGGAAUUGGUAUAAUUGUAUUUUUUAUUAUUUGUUUUUUCUUGUUCUUAUUUAGCCAUUUCCAGGAAUCAAAUCUGAAAAAAUACUACAUAAAUAUAAAAUUCAUAUUCCAAUACAAAACUAUGUAUACGUGUAAUAAAAAUGUAUGUCUGUCUCUUGAAAAUAUAUACCUAUACUAAUUGUAGUAAUUGUCGAAUGGUGUCUAUUAUUUAGUCAAUUAAAACUCCGAAAUCACAAUGUUAUUAAUAAGUUACUAAUUAUUUCUAUUCUUCCACACAUUUUUUUAUUAAAAUGUGGUGUCUAUGAAAUGCUUUCCUUCUUUAUUGCUUUCUUCUUCCUAUUGAGUAGUAGAAGAAUAAUACAAGCAUUAUAUUUACUAUAUACUUAUAUAGAUUUUAUUUUUGUAAAUAUAUAACAUCAAUGUUUUAUAUAACACUGCCUUGUGUAAUGCUCAUUGGAAAUAUUAUAAAUUUUCUUCUACAAUUGUUCUUUAAAAAAAAUUUUAAUAAAUCAUAAUAAAUUAUUAAAUAAUAAGAAUAAUAAUAAAAGUGGAGCCAUAUCACUUAAAUUAUAGAAAAUGUAAUUGUUAAGUUACCCUAGUUCUCGAAUAUGGUAUCAUAAUAAAAGAAAAAACAAAUGAAAUAUUA
Galleria mellonella (greater wax moth) is the source of this 5165-nucleotide messenger RNA. RefSeq names its product ATP-binding cassette sub-family G member 8. Gene Ontology annotation, cellular component: plasma membrane. The transcript is spliced from 20 exons. The record is from RefSeq and is a predicted model, not a curated record. Gene Ontology annotation, molecular function: ATP hydrolysis activity; ATP binding; ABC-type transporter activity. Bases 512 to 3256 code for a protein of 914 amino acids. NCBI's taxonomy places the organism in Eukaryota, Metazoa, Arthropoda, Insecta, Lepidoptera, Pyralidae.